UACUUGAUUAAACCUCUUCGAUUUAAUCUUCUCAUCCGUUUUUCCGAUAUCCAAACGGAGAGAGGAAAAGAUUCUAAAGUUUCAGUUGGAAAACUCGAUUGUUUUCUUCUGAGAACACGGAUAAUGGGAACAUCUUCUUCAACAGAGGAGAAGGCGGUCUCCGCCGAGCAGCGGGAGGUGGAAACCAUGGCUGCCUCCACCGGAGCUCUGCCUAUGCUUCAAAAAUCAUUUUCAUGCCUUCCUGAUGUUCAAACAAAUGCAAUUUCUCCUCAAUCUUUAAAGAAAUUCUUCAAUUUAAGCUAUAAAGUGCCUAGUUGUGAAGCACCUGUGGCAAGGAUGUCUGAUUCCUUUUCUGCGUUGUUGGAUCAUCUGGGGUCAUCAAUGGUAGACUUAUAUUUCAUACCCGAAAAGGAAGACGUAAGUUGGGUCAAUUUUGUGAAGGGUUAUGUGAAGUGCUGCGGAAGAUUGUCAGCUUCAAUGUCGUUUAAUAGGUUGUUGAGAUUGUUUGCUGUGACAGCUAGAAAAGCCGGACUUCCCUUAAAACUGGAGUUUGAAUCUGAUGAAGCUGAUUGCAAAAUUAAUGGGUUUCUUAAACCUGCUGAUGUGCUUAUGCUUCUUUGUAUGUGUUGGACCAUGUCUUGGGAUUCAAGAGCAAAAUCUUUGAAGGAGCAACAGAAUCUUUAUCUGCCAGAUCUUGGCCAUUUGGUAUUAUCUGCUGUUUUGUCCUGUGCUGAAGUUGGCAGUGACCUGAAUUUAUGGGAGUGGGAUAUCUCUGGCUUAGAAAUUGAACUUCCCAUAGGGAACUUUCUUACAUGGGCCUUCACUACGGUGCCUGCCAUUACAGAUUGCUUUAUACAAUUUUUCCACGCAAGACUGGAGAACUGUUCUACCGUGAAGGAGAAAUCAGAAAGUUUGAAGUCAACAUUAGGACAAACUUUAACCAAGACUUAUGAUGAUUGUCUUCUAGACUGUGGAAGGGCAUGGGCAGUUUCCCUUACAUUUACAAGUACAAUGAGUGAAGAAAUUCUGAAAUCAUGCUUUCCUAGUGAUGAUGGUGGCAGAGAUGAGAAUCUUCUUUAUCGGUCUUCUCUUCACGGGAGGGGUUUGAACAGAUUCUGGUCUAAUAUUGAAGGUUAUCAUGCUCCAUUGUUUAUUUUAGUUUCUGCCAGUUCUGCUGAUAUCCAUGAGAAUAGUACCACAGAGAGGAAAUGGAUGAUAGGUGUACUUAUUCAUCAGGGUCUUGAAAGCAAGGAUGUAUUCUAUGGAAGCUCAGGAAACUUGUAUGCUAUAAGUCCAGUGUUUCAUGUGUUCCCCCCUACAGGGAAGGAGAAAAAUUUUGUGUACAGCCAUUUGCAUCCUACUGGUAGAGUUUACGAGCCACAUCCAAAACCUGUUGGAAUUGCAUUUGGAGGAACAAUUGGGAAUGAAAGAAUUUUUAUUGAUGAAGAUUUUGAUCGAGUUGUAGUUCGUCAUCAUGCCAUUGACAAAACUUACAAACCUGGUUCCCUUGCCCCAAACCAGGGCUUUCUCCCAGUUGAGUCUCGGAUUUCAGAGGUGGAAGUUUGGGGAUUAGGCGGCAGGAGAGCAAGGGAGGUCCAAAAUUCUUAUAAGAAGAGAGAAGAACUUUUCACUGAGCAAAGACGCAAGGUUGACCUGAAAACAUUUGCAAAUUGGGAAGAUUCACCUGAGAAAAUGAUGAUGGACAUGAUGUCUGAUCCCAACAGCGUUCAACGAGAAGACCGCUAGAUACAAACGAAUUACACUGAGGAUAUAUAAAACUACAAGUUACUAGUUUGCAUUAUUUUUCUCUCGGUCCUUUCUGUUUGUUUUGGUAUGUUUGUUACAGGUAUCAAGAAUUCUGGUGAAAGAUCUAUAUGUUUGAGCAAAGUGCCAAUGUAUUGUAGUAGUAUAUAAACAUCCUGGGUUUGUUUGUGCAAACAUAUCCAGAAACACCUGUCUGUUGAUCCUUAUGUCUCGUCAAUUAACUGCAGGACAGCUGAUUACUACUGCUUUGUUGUGUGUAUAGCGUAUGGAAAUACCAACCCAUACAAGUCUGUUGUAAUCCUCUGUUGUGGAAAGAAUUCCCAUAUCUUUGGAUCUUUAAUUUGGUUUCA
Molecule: messenger RNA, 2114 nt
Organism: Carica papaya (papaya)
Lineage: Eukaryota; Viridiplantae; Streptophyta; Magnoliopsida; Brassicales; Caricaceae
Product: TLD-domain containing nucleolar protein
Source: RefSeq, a predicted model, not a curated record